UUUGGAAAGUUGAAAAGGCCUCCCGUUUUCGGCCCUGCCACAGCGAGGUCACAAAUCACAAACUUUUUUCUUUUGGGUGGCCAAAGUUCAUUUCUUUUCACCCGACCCAAACAAAUAAAGAGAGAGACGUAGCUCGAUUCGCAUCGGAGAGAUUCUUGGUAGUCUUGGAUCGAUUGAUUUUGACAGGAGGCCAGUCUGUGUUUCUGGGUUCACGACAUGGAUAUCCACGCCCACAUGGAGGAAGCUGAGGUUGUGGAAACCAAGGAUGGAACUGUUUCUGUGGCUUCUGCAUUUGCUGGUUAUCAAGAAGCUGUACAGGAUAGAGACCACAAAUUCUUGACAAAGGCAGUCGAAGAAGCUUAUAGAGGGGUAGACUGUGGAGAUGGAGGCCCUUUUGGUGCUGUUGUUGUGCGUAAUGAUGAAGUGGUUGCUAGUUGUCACAACUUGGUCUUGAAGAACACAGAUCCUACUGCUCAUGCUGAAGUCACUGCUAUAAGAGAGGCAUGUAAAAAGCUCCAGCAAAUUGAGCUUUCAGACUGUGAAAUUUAUACCUCUUGUGAGCCUUGCCCCAUGUGCUUCGGUGCUAUCCAUCUUUCGCGAAUUAAGAGGUUGGUUUAUGGGGCCAAGGCUGAAGCAGCUAUUGCUAUUGGGUUUGAUGAUUUUAUUGCGGAUGCAUUAAGAGGUACUGGUUUCUAUCAGAAGGCUCAGUUGGAGAUUAAAAGAGCAGAUGGUAAUGGGGCUAUCAUUGCGGAACAGGUCUUUGAGAAGACAAAGGCAAAAUUCCAAAUGUAUUGAAUUCUUCAGUUUCAUCUUUACUGUACUGGCACUAACCAUUCAUUCAUUCUGAAUGGCUUCAUUUUCAAUCCAUUUGUUUAAUAACUGCUUAUACACUAUCAAGCUCAACGUUGUUGAUAUGCUUCAUUAUGAUGUUGUA
Messenger RNA from Alnus glutinosa, 934 nucleotides. Its product is annotated as guanosine deaminase-like. NCBI's taxonomy places the organism in Eukaryota, Viridiplantae, Streptophyta, Magnoliopsida, Fagales, Betulaceae. The record is from RefSeq and is a predicted model, not a curated record. Bases 217 to 795 code for a protein of 192 amino acids. The transcript has 6 exons. Gene Ontology annotation, molecular function: zinc ion binding; guanosine deaminase activity. Gene Ontology annotation, biological process: purine nucleoside catabolic process.